AUCACCAUUUCCACAUCUAGCUUUCUAUUCUGGACCCUUUCAACUUAUCAUGGGGUUUGCCAAAAUUUUAAGCUCUUUCACCGUUCUGUUCAUUGGGUAUACCUUGGUGAAUGGAUCCACCCCAAAGCAUUAUAUAGUUUACAUGGGAGAUCAUUCACACCCCAAUUCAGAAUCUGUAAUCAGAGCAAACCAUGAGAUACUAGCUUCAGUUACUGGAAGCCUUAGUGAAGCAAAGGCAGCAGCACUCCACCAUUACAGUAAAAGCUUCCAAGGCUUCUCAGCUAUGAUUACACCAGUGCAAGCUAGUCAACUUGCAGAAUAUAAAUCAGUAGUGUCCGUAUUUGAGAGCAAAAUGAAUAAACUUCACACAACACAUUCUUGGGAUUUUCUUGGAUUAGAAACUAUCAACAAGAACAAUCCUAAAGCACUGGACACCACAUCCGAUGUCAUUGUUGGUGUCAUUGACUCUGGCAUCUGGCCGGAAUCGGAAAGCUUCACUGAUUAUGGAUUAGGUCCUGUGCCCAAAAAAUUCAAGGGAGAGUGUGUUACUGGUGAAAAAUUUACACUAGCCAAUUGCAACAAGAAAAUUAUUGGUGCUCGGUUCUAUUCAAAAGGGAUUGAGGCAGAAGUUGGUCCUCUAGAGACCGCUAACAAGAUUUUUUUCCGGUCAGCUCGGGAUGGUGAUGGACACGGAACACACACGGCUUCCACAAUAGCAGGGUCCAUUGUUGCUAAUGCCAGCUUAUUAGGCAUUGCCAAAGGAACCGCUAGAGGUGGUGCCCCAAGCGCGAGACUUGCAAUUUACAAGGCAUGUUGGUUUGAUUUCUGCAGUGAUGCUGAUGUUCUUUCUGCCAUGGAUGAUGCCAUCCAUGAUGGGGUUGACAUACUAUCUCUUUCCCUUGGCCCUGACCCUCCGCAGCCAAUUUACUUCGAGAAUGCAAUCAGUGUAGGAGCAUUCCAUGCAUUCCAAAAGGGUGUUCUUGUUUCUGCUUCUGCUGGAAACUCAGUUUUUCCACGUACUGCAUGCAAUGUUGCUCCUUGGAUCCUCACUGUUGCUGCUAGCACAAUAGACAGGGAAUUCAGUUCAAAUAUCUACCUUGGUAACUCGAAGGUUUUAAAGGGUUCUUCUUUAAAUCCAAUAAGAAUGGAGCAUUCGAAUGGUUUAAUAUAUGGAAGUGCCGCUGCAGCUGCAGGAGUUUCAGCAACAAAUGCAAGCUUCUGCAAGAACAAUACUCUAGAUCCUACCUUAAUCAAGGGUAAAAUUGUAAUCUGCACAAUUGAGACUUUCAGUGAUGACAGACGAGCCAAGGCCAUAGCAAUAAGGCAAGGAGGGGGUGUCGGAAUGAUACUUAUUGAUCAUAAUGCCAAAGAUAUUGGUUUUCAAUUUGUCAUCCCAAGCACUCUCAUUGGUCAGGAUGCCGUACAAGAGCUUCAAGCAUAUAUAAAGACAGAUAAGAAUCCCACUGCUAUAAUCAACCCAACAAUAACUGUAGUCGGUACCAAACCUGCUCCAGAAAUGGCAGCUUUUUCUUCCAUUGGACCAAAUAUAAUAACACCAGACAUUAUUAAGCCUGACAUAACAGCACCUGGAGUGAAUAUUUUGGCAGCAUGGUCUCCAGUGGCAACUGAAGCCACAGUUGAACAUCGAUCUGUCGACUAUAACAUCAUUUCCGGAACAUCAAUGUCUUGCCCACAUGUAACUGCAGUUGCGGCAAUUAUAAAAUCUCACCACCCACACUGGGGUCCUGCAGCCAUAAUGUCUUCAAUAAUGACAACAGCGACAGUUAUUGAUAACACACGUCGAGUCAUAGGAAGAGAUCCGAAUGGAACACAAACCACACCAUUUGACUAUGGAUCUGGACAUGUUAAUCCGGUUGCAUCACUCAAUCCUGGAUUAGUAUAUGAUUUUAAUUCCCAAGAUGUUCUCAAUUUUCUGUGCAGCAAUGGGGCAAGCCCGGCACAACUUAAGAACCUCACUGGGGUUAUUAGUCAAUGUCAGAAACCUCUUACAGCUUCCUCCAACUUCAAUUACCCUUCAAUUGGUGUGUCCAGCUUGAAUGGAAGUUUAUCAGUGUAUCGUACAGUUACUUAUUAUGGUCAGGGGCCAACGGUAUAUCGUGCAAGCGUUGAAAAUCCAUCUGGUGUGAAUGUUAAAGUUACACCUGCAGAAUUGAAGUUUGUGAAAACUGGGGAAAAAAUAACUUUCAGGAUUGAUUUCUUCCCUUUCAAGAACAGCGAUGGAAGCUUUGUGUUUGGUGCUUUGAUAUGGAACAAUGGCAUACAAAGGGUUAGGAGUCCUAUUGGUCUCAAUGUACUAUCUACUUAAAAUUGAUUGGUUAUACCUUAAGAAAAUGGAUUUAUUUAUAUAUAUCACUUUGAUUUCGGCAAUAAAAAAAAAAAAGUUCAAUAGAUAUCAUUGAGGAUUUCCAAUAUAGCGAAUUCUCCACAAGCAAGACUGGAUCUUUAUGUACUAAUAUUUGUCUGAUUCAAUGGAAGUGUUGUCAAUUUC
Glycine soja is the source of this 2509-nucleotide messenger RNA. Its product is annotated as subtilisin-like protease SBT5.3. The transcript is spliced from 11 exons. Gene Ontology annotation, biological process: proteolysis. The coding region runs from base 50 to 2326 and encodes 758 amino acids. Gene Ontology annotation, molecular function: serine-type endopeptidase activity. The record is from RefSeq and is a predicted model, not a curated record. Lineage: Eukaryota; Viridiplantae; Streptophyta; Magnoliopsida; Fabales; Fabaceae.